This is a messenger RNA of Penicillium diatomitis, 900 nucleotides long. RefSeq lists its product as uncharacterized. The coding region runs from base 1 to 900 and encodes 299 amino acids. The record is from RefSeq and is a predicted model, not a curated record. Lineage: Eukaryota; Fungi; Ascomycota; Eurotiomycetes; Eurotiales; Aspergillaceae. The transcript has 2 exons.
AUGCGUAUCGACAAUCUUGAGGAUGUCAUCAUCUCGAUCCUUGCAGCACACCCGACCCUGAGGGUAAGCAGUCAUACCCGACUUUACGGAAGGUCCCCGAUGGCUCAAAUGUACGGCCGGGGCGCCAAGCACGACACAAUGGAAUGGAAGUUUCGAGCCUGGCGGAGAGAAGCUCAGAAGCUUCGCGCCACUGGAGGCGAGAGUACUUUCCAGCAGCAACCAACCGGUCGAAAGAAGACCCGCAAGGCAUCUGCUGCUACCAAGGGCUUGUCCUCAUCAGGCAAGCCAUCGAAAAGCAGACGGGAAAAAUUGCGAGCUGAUUCAGACAAAGAGGAAUAUGUCCCAAGCACGGCAUCUCUGGACUUUGAGAGCGACACUUCUGAGAAUGACUCGCUGCUCAAUGAACCCACAGUCAACAACGAGCGAAUUACUCGGAGAACCCGCACGAGAAAGAUGGCCAUUAAGUUUCAGUCCGUUACUGACUCCGACAUCGAUGACGAGAUUUUCCUUCUUGGCACAUAUCCAUGCAAGAAGGUCAGGUUCACACCAAAUGCCAAGCAGGAGGGAGAGUGUGAAAUGGCGCCGAUAAGCCGGUUUUCCAAAUACAAAUCGCCUCCGCCUGUCACUGAAAGCGCGACUACAGAUACAGAUUCACAUGGAACUGCGAGCAUGUGCGAUGCCAGCGCUAACAACAGCGAUGGUGACAGCGAUAGUGAUAUUGAUAGUGACAGCGAUGGUGACAGCGAUGAUGUCAGCGGGACCGAUUAUGGCAUUUCUGGUAGCAGCCGGGCUAUCAAGAAGAGAUCAACGAAUGCCGCGGUUGAUGCAGAUGCCCACAGUGGCGAUAAUAGCAGUUUCUUUUGGCAUGGUCCCUAUUGGAGAUCCAUCAAUGAUCUCUGA